ACUGAAGAGCACAAUAAUCAAGACAUUCUUGCAUAAAUAGAUAAGGGGCCUUGUCUUUCUCACUGCAAAGUGAACACAAUGGAGAAAAGGAUCUGCUAUGAGAUGCUGGUGGUUUCGGUGACCCUUUUGCUUUUCUCAUUGACUUGUUCCACUGCUUCAUCAUCAUCAUCAAAACUCCACCACCAUGUGGAGCAGUUCAGGAGGAAUCUGCUUGCUAAUAGCCUUGGUAGAACUCCUCCAAUGGGGUGGAACAGUUGGAAUCAUUUUAAUUGUCAAAUUAACGAAAAAAUCAUCAGAGAAACAGCCGAUGCCCUUGUUUCUACUGGUCUUUCCAAGCUUGGAUACACAUAUGUCAAUAUAGAUGAUUGUUGGGCUGAAUUAAAUCGGGAUGAUAAGGGUAAUCUGGUAGCAAAAAAAUCAACAUUUCCCUCUGGAAUCAAAGCUCUUGCAGAUUAUGUUCACAGCAAGGGUCUUAAGCUUGGAAUUUAUUCAGAUGCUGGGUAUUUUACAUGUAGCAAACAGAUGCCUGGUUCUCUUGGUCAUGAGUUUCAAGAUGCCAAGACUUUUGCAUCAUGGGGUAUUGAUUAUUUGAAGUAUGAUAACUGUAACAAUGGUGGAUUAAAACCAACUGUUAGAUACCCUAUUAUGACUCGGGCUUUAAUGAAGGCUGGUCGUCCAAUCUUCGUCUCACUUUGUGAAUGGGGAGACAUGCACCCUGCUUUAUGGGGUGCUAAAGUGGGAAAUAGCUGGAGAACUACUAAUGACAUUGGUGAUUCAUGGGAAAGCAUGAUUUCAAGGGCAGACAUGAAUGAAGUUUACGCUGAUUAUGCAAGAGCUGGUGGUUGGAAUGAUCCUGACAUGCUAGAGGUGGGAAAUGGAGGAAUGACAAAAAAUGAAUAUAUUGUUCACUUCAGUUUAUGGGCCCUUUCCAAGGCUCCUCUUCUUCUUGGCUGUGAUGUUAGAAAUAUGACUAAAGAGACUAUGGAGAUAGUAUCAAACAAGGAAGUUAUUGCAGUUAACCAAGAUUCACUUGGUGUGCAAGGUAAAAAGGUUAGGAUGGAAGGUGAUAUUGAGAUUUGGGCAGGUCCUCUUUCAGGGUACAGGGUAGCUGUUGUCUUGCUUAAUCGUGGCCCUUGGAGAUAUGCCAUAACAGCCGAAUGGGAUGACAUUGGUAUUCCACCAAAAAGUGUUGUCGAAGCAAGAGACCUUUGGGAGCACAAGACAUUGAAGACACACUUCAAGGAUAAAUUGACUGCCACAGUUGAACCACAUGCGUGUAAAAUGUACGUGCUGAAGCCAGUGGCUUGAGUUCUGAUUUCUGACACCUUUUGAAUACUUCUGAUGUCAACAACAUGUUUUUCUUGCUGAGUGGUAACUUGUAUUCGGGCUUCACUUCAAUAAACACUGUCAUUUGCUUCUAUUGCUAGAAGCUUGCCACCUUGUUUAGUGUACCAGCUCAAUGGAAUCAGUCACUCAGAUGAUAUAAAAUAAUAAAGCUGUUGACAUGCAAAUUGAUUUUAGUAUUUUGCUUUCUUACCUUCCUAAAGUCUUAUGUACUUGACACAUGGAGGAUAUAUGCAAGAGGGAGGGAGGUAAAGGGCUACGAACAAAAUAGUUGUUUCUUUGGUAUAAGGAUAACCUAUUACAUAUGUUAAGAUA
Molecule: messenger RNA, 1659 nt
Organism: Cajanus cajan (pigeon pea)
Lineage: Eukaryota; Viridiplantae; Streptophyta; Magnoliopsida; Fabales; Fabaceae
Product: alpha-galactosidase 1
Biological process (GO): carbohydrate metabolic process
Cellular component (GO): plant-type cell wall
Molecular function (GO): hydrolase activity, hydrolyzing O-glycosyl compounds
Source: RefSeq, a predicted model, not a curated record